Molecule: messenger RNA, 936 nt
Organism: Drechmeria coniospora
Lineage: Eukaryota; Fungi; Ascomycota; Sordariomycetes; Hypocreales; Ophiocordycipitaceae
Exons: 1
Coding region: 1-936 (311 amino acids)
Biological process (GO): transmembrane transport
Cellular component (GO): membrane
Molecular function (GO): transmembrane transporter activity
Source: RefSeq, a predicted model, not a curated record
AUGCGAGGUCGUCGACAAGCAAACGAGGCACGCUUCGCAGACGGCACCGUCCGUCUCGUUCGCCGCCUGCCGAAGCUUCGACGACGCCGCAAACCCUCGUCGCCUCACGUCAUCGACUUCUGGCCCGCAUGUCAUUCGCCCUCGGCCGCUGGAGCCGCCUGGGAGCCGCCUCGGGAGCGGGAGCUGCCUCGAACGCCGACGUGGCCUCUGGCUCGUGACCCGACGACGGCCUCCGCUGCCAUGCCGCCGACGCUGUUCUCGCGGCCCUCGGGCUCGCCACCGGCCUCCUCCUCCGGGUACCAGCCGCUGAGCCAGGACGACGCCGACGACAUGGCUCGAGAGGGAGACGCGGCCGUCGAGACGGACGGCACGCCCGCUCCCACGGAUGCCGCCGCCGCCAUGCUCGUCAAGCUCGGCCGGGCGCCCGACGAACCACUCUCCGUGUCCUCGGCCGACGACGCUCGCAUCCUCCGCCGCGUCGACGUCGCCCUGCUGCCGCUCAUGCUCGCCGUCUACUUCCUCCAGGCCCUCGACAAGGCCACGCUCUCGUACUCGUCCCUCUUCGGCCUCAUCGACGACACCCACCUCGUCGGCGACCAGUUCUCCUGGCUCGGCAGCGUCGUCUUCGUCGCCCAGCUCGUCAUGCAGCUCCCCCUCUCCUGGGCCCUCGUCAAGCUACCCGUCGGACGCUUCAUGAGCCUCAUGGUCCUCGGCUGGGGCCUCACCUUGACCGCCAUGACCUGGGCUCGCGACUUUCCCCAGCUCCUGGUCGCCCGCUUCUUCCUCGGCGCCUUUGAGGCCAGCGUCGGCCCGAGCUUCGUGGCCAUCACCCAGAUGUGGUGGCGCAGGAGGUUCGUCGUCGUCGUCGUCGUCGUCGUCGUCGUCGCCGCCGCACCCGCAGCCGCCGCCGACGACCUGUUGCCGCCCCGAGGCUAA